CCCUUGUCGUGCACUUGACACCACGAUGGAUGACUAUCCGAUGUAUGGGUUGCUCGUUGGGUUCUCCCUCUGGGGGACCCUCUGGCGUCUCCUUUUUCCUCUGGGGUUCUGGCACGCGAUGACGAGUAGAGUAGAAACCCGGGGUGGAGGUUCAACCCAGCCGUACACGAAGGAGGAGGAGGAGAAGAUGGCCGCCAUUCUGAGAGAAAGAAAAGAGAAGAAAGAGGCCAAGAAGAAGGCCCUACAGGAGGAGCAGGCGGCCAAGUUGAGAAAGAUUGAGGAGGAGAUGGCCAGAGAGAAGGAAAAAAUAAAGAAGGAAGAAGAGGAGAAGCUGAAAGAGGUGGAAGAGGAAGAGGAGGAAGAUGAGACGCCACUGCAGCGGAAGAGGGGGCAGUACAGUGGCAGCAGGGAUGCUGAGAUGGAGAAACACAUCUCGGAGUGGGUUGCCAAUGUCUCCUCGGAUCAGCAAGUCUUGAUUGCGAUCCACGCGCUUAAGGAUGAGGCCGCCAGCUUCGCAAGGUCCCUUGUUCGUGCCGCCAACUGCAAUGACGAUCCAGUUGCGUACUCCUCGUUCACUCUCCUCGCUGAUUUCUUGAAGCUGCUGCGCGAGCGAUUUGCCGACGUUGCUCGCAGUGUCAAAGCCUCAGAUAGGCUGCAGACGAUCCAUGCUCGUAAGUGGAAGAGUGCCAGAGCACUCAAGAGCACAAUGGACGAAUUAGUGGCGGUACCUGACCACGGGGUUACAGACACCCAGUUGGUCGGCCUCUUCUAUCGGGCUAUGCCCGAAGCCUUCCGAGGGCAUUUCUUCGCAAAGAGCGAAGACCCUGCCACUACUUACGAUUCCCUUAGUCGCGAAGUGGUGGCUUUUGAAGCCAAGUCUAUGUCUGUGUCCGCCUUCUGGCACAAGGACUUGGACAAGGGAAAGCAAUGGAAGGGCCGCACUAUCUCAGGGCAAGUGAAGACUAAGGAUAUUCUUGUCCUAAAUUUAGAUGAGGGUAGUGUGGAUGAGAUCCCCUAUGAUCAGAUUGAGUGGGGGUUAGAGGAGGAGGACAGCGGUGUGGGCCAGGGGAGGACUUACGCUGCUGCCGCGGCUGGAGGGAGGUCGCAAGGAGGAGGACGAGGCCAGGGCCAAGGGGGCCGGGCCUCAGGGAGCCGUUUUCAGGGCGAUCAGGGGGUUGGCGGCAGGGGAGGAAACCGCCAAGCGGGAGGCAGGGGUCAAGGUCCCCCGCAAAACCGUCCUAGGAACAGGUCUCCCUACAGGGUAGGAGGAUGGCACCCAGGGCUACCGCAGGUCAGUAUCCUCGCGGACAAUCGCGCGAUGCGAGUAGAGGAUUACGUAGAGGGAAUCCAGGCGUACUUCCACCUAGAGCAGGAUGGGAAAGUGGAGAAAGUUCUCCAUUCCCUGACUAUCCUCGUAGAGGAUAGCCUCCCAUUUGACAUAGUCCUAGGUAUGGACUGGGGAGAGGCAGCCGGGGCCACACUCCAUUUGAGAGAGCAUGAGUGUAGGCUCCCUAGCCCAUCAGGCGGUGUUAAGACUGUCCGCCUGUUCCAUAUGUCAGGAGUGGAUAACUCCUUGGCACAUUGCUGCCUUAGUGCUCCUGCCUUUGCACGAGUAGUGAAAAAGGAGCAGCUAGAGGAACAGGUUUUCGUGGCCUAUGUUAGGCCAGUCACUGGGCCUAAGGAAGAGAAGCCCAUAGACCCUGCUAUUGCCAAGUUGCUGGAAGAGUUUAAGGACUUAGCUGAGCCGCCAACAGGAACAGUGUCGUGGCCCAUCCAGCUUCGUACUGAGAUAGAGCCUGGCAGUAGAACUCCUAAGGGCGUAGUGUAUAGGAUGUCCCCGCGGGAGUUAGAGGAGUUUCGCAAGCAGUUAGACGAACUCCUUGAGAAGGGCUGGAUUAGGCCCAGUUCGUCUACGUUUGGAGCACCUGUUCUGUUUGUCCCCAAGAAGGAGGGAGAGUUGAGGAUGUGUAUAGACUAUAGAGGUCUAAACGCUAUUACAGUGAAGAAUGUUGAGCCACUGCCGAGGAUAGACGAUCUCUUAGAUCGAGUGCAGGGGGCCAAGUAUUUCUCUAAGAUAGAUUUGAAGUUCGGAUACCAUCAGAUAGAGGUUCAUCCUGAUGACCAGUACAAGACAACUUUCCGGACUAGGCCAUGGUUAGACAGAUUCGUCAUAGUUUACUUAGACGACAUCUUAGUGUUUAGCAAGACCCUCGAAGAGCAUCAGGGUCAUCUCAGGCAGGUCUUGGAGAAGCUGAGGGAAGCUAACUUCAAGAUCAAUGCGAAGAAGUGCGAUUGGGCGAAGACCCAAGUUUUAUAUUUAGGCCACGUCCUAGACGGAGACGGUGUCAAGCCAGAGGAUAGCAAGAUCGCAGCGAUUAGAGAUUGGCCGACACCGCGUACGUUGACAGAAUUGCGGUCGUUCUUAGGCCUAGCAAACUACUAUAGGAAGUUCGUGAGAAACUUCUCCACCGUCGCUGCGCCCCUUCGCAGAUUGCUCAGGAAAGAGACUAUCUGGAAGUGGGAUAAGGACUGUACGUCUGCUAUGAAGAAGUUAAAACAGGCAUUGAUAGAAUAUCCAGUCCUUAAGGUAGCCGAUCCGUCCUUACCCUUUGUCGUCACUACGGAUGCUAGCCAGUACGGCAUAGGUGCUAUGUUGCAGCAGGACGAUGGCCAUGGUUAUAGGCCCGUAGAGUUCAUGUUCGCCAGAAUGCCUUCAGAGAAGGUCGCGACAUCUACCUAUGAGAGGGAACUCUACGCUCUCAGGCAAGCGUUAGAACACUAGAAGCACUACUUGCUUGGAUUGAAAUUUUCUCGGAGGGCCUUGAAUUUAGGCCGGCGGGAGUGAAACGGUAUUCACCAGUU
Messenger RNA from Chara braunii, 2862 nucleotides. The record is from the annotation of a GenBank genome assembly. Lineage: Eukaryota; Viridiplantae; Streptophyta; Charophyceae; Charales; Characeae.